This is a messenger RNA of Haliotis rubra (blacklip abalone), 634 nucleotides long. Its product is annotated as cytochrome b-245 light chain-like. The transcript has 7 exons. Gene Ontology annotation, molecular function: heme binding. The coding region runs from base 90 to 590 and encodes 166 amino acids. NCBI's taxonomy places the organism in Eukaryota, Metazoa, Mollusca, Gastropoda, Lepetellida, Haliotidae. Gene Ontology annotation, biological process: superoxide anion generation. Gene Ontology annotation, cellular component: NADPH oxidase complex. The record is from RefSeq and is a predicted model, not a curated record.
CGUGCAUAUAGACGAUUCGCCGUCUUCCUUGCUAUUUUUAUUUUGUACAUGGAGGUAUCAUGAAGUUUUACUUACACUAAAGAAAGAAGAUGGGGAAGAUAGAAUGGUCGAUGUGGGCAAAUGAACAGGCGUUAGCCAGUUCCGCUGUUGUUGUCCUUGGAGGGAUUGUCACACUUGCAGGGAAGUUCAAGAACUACCAGUUUGGAAUCUAUGGAAUCUGUGUUGGAGUGCUCGUUGAGUUGUUGGAGUAUCCUCGCAGCAAGCGCCAGAAGGGAAGGACCCUGGAGAGAAGGUUUCAGAAACCCUUGACGUUACUGGUGCGAUGUGGUGGUCUGGUGACUCGAAACUAUUUCAUACGUUUUGUAUUUUACUUAAUAAUAUCAGUACCAUGCUGCUUCAUCUUGCCGACGCUGCUGGGCGGCAUGUGCUUCCUUAUCACCAGUGCAAUAUACUUUGUGGCUGCUUUGAAAGGAGAAGAAUGGAAGGCAGCUGGUCUGGACACAGAGUCGCCGUCACAGCAGCCAGGCCCCCGGGUCCUUCAGCCACCUAGCCACCCCCCUCCCAGACAACCCAUCGACAACAGUAUCUGAGCCCCCUCCCAGGCGACUCCAUCGACAACAGUAUCUGACACACA